AUGUCACAAGAUAGCUCCAUUUCGCAAUCGAGCGUCUUGACGGCCUCCCCAGCCCACGAUGAGAUUCUCUACUUUGCCUAUGGCCCCACCAUGUCUUCCGCCGCCAUGCUACACCACUGCCCGGGUGCCGUACCAGUCGCCCUAGCCUACCUCCCCGGCUGGCGGUGGUUCGUCAAUCCCCGCAGCCAGGCCAGCAUCGCGCCGCUCCUUCCUUCCGCCCUCGACACCUACCACGCCACUCGCACGGCCGCCACCUCUUCCUCGCCAUACUCUUCUUCUUCCUCGAGAACGUCCGGAUCUGACUCGUCCGCUGCCGCGGCAGCAGCGGCGGCAGCGGCACAAAAGGAGAUUCUGCAGGGCGAAGAUGGCGUGUACGGCGUCCUGUACCUCCUCCCCGAGCGUGAUGAAGCUGCCUUGGAUAUCAUCGAGGGCGUGGGUGAGGGCUUUGACAAGGCCGUUUUAGAAGUAGAAAUCGCGACGCCGACGCCACCAAACUCCGAUGCGGGACGGACCGGAUACGCGAGCGGCGAGGCCGGCACGGGGCGGCGGCAGCGGCCUGCGGCCGGGUUCGUGGGGUGGAUGAACCGCGGUAUCCGGGAGGCGGUCAGGGAUUGGGGCAUGCCCGGGUGGUACGUUGACGGCGUGCUGCGGAGAUAUGUGCCCGAGGAAGGUGACGAGGAUGAGGGUGUAGGGAUGGAGACAUGA
Parascedosporium putredinis is the source of this 705-nucleotide messenger RNA. The record is from the annotation of a GenBank genome assembly. Lineage: Eukaryota; Fungi; Ascomycota; Sordariomycetes; Microascales; Microascaceae.